Messenger RNA from Cuscuta epithymum, 1606 nucleotides. The record is from the annotation of a GenBank genome assembly. NCBI's taxonomy places the organism in Eukaryota, Viridiplantae, Streptophyta, Magnoliopsida, Solanales, Convolvulaceae.
CGGGUCCAACUCCAAGGUAGAAUAACAAAGCCAGAACGGGAGUGAACAUCUAGCGACACUGCGAGUUUGCGACCGAGCUAUCAAGGAAUCCAAACCACGCCGCCAUCUGCCACCGUGCCCCGCCUCCAAGUCCAUCCGACGUCCCUCACGUCCUUCCAGUCCAUCCACUCUCCAGGGAGUCCGGGGUCGUCCAGCCCUUCGGUUAGCAAGAACCCCAGCAAGCAAACCUUAAGCAUUCACAAUGGCUGGAGGGAAGAUACGCAAACAAAACCACCAUGGCUCCACUGGCGGUGCAAACCCCCACUUCCAAGGCGGUAUACCAUUUCACAAGUCAAAAGGCCAACACAUACUAAAAAAUCCACUUCUGGUUGACACAAUCGUCGAGAAGUCUGGCAUCAAACCAACUGACGUCAUCCUUGAAAUUGGUCCGGGUACUGGUAAUCUGACUAAAAAGCUUCUAGAUGCAGGAAAAUCUGUCAUUGCUAUCGAACUUGAUCCUCGCAUGGUUCUUGAGUUGCAAAGGAGAUUUCAAGGAACCGCAUCUAACAAGCUAAAGGUUAUACAAGGGGAUGUUCUGAAGUGUGAUCUUCCAUACUUUGACAUAUGUGUGGCCAAUAUCCCCUACCAAAUCUCAUCCCCUCUUACUUUCAAAUUACUAUCUCAUAGGCCACUAUUUAGGGCUGCUGUGAUUAUGUUUCAAAGGGAAUUCGCUAUGCGGCUUGUUGCUCAGCCUGGUGAUACUCUCUAUUGCCGCCUUUCUGUCAACACUCAGCUAUUGGCUCGAGUGUCCCAUCUACUAAAAGUAGGAAGAAACAACUUCAGACCUCCACCAAAGGUUGACUCUUCUGUAGUAAGAAUCGAGCCGAAGAAACCUUCUCAACACAUAAAUUUCAAGGAAUGGGAUGGUUUGGUUAGAAUCUGCUUCAUUAGGAAGAAUAAAACUCUAGGUGCAAUUUUUAAGCAAAAGUCUGUGCUUACUUUGCUGGAAAAGAACUAUAAGACUCUACAAGCACUGAAGAUACAACCUGAGAAUGAUUUGCCAUUAGAUGAUGCACACAUAUCAUUGGCAGUAUCAGCCUUGGGAGAUACACUUGGUGACUUGGACAUGGAUGAUGAUGGGGAUGACGAUGAUGAGAAUGAGAUGGAUAUGGAUGAUGGGGAUGGUAAAGAAUCAUCAGUUUUUAAGCAGAAAGUUAUGUCAGUGUUGAAACAAGGUGGUUUUGAAGAUAAGAGGUCUUCCAAACUGUCUCAAGAAGAUUUCAUCCACCUACUUUCUUUGUUUAGCCAGGCUGGCAUUCACUUCUCUUAGGAUAGUUCUAUGCCGUUUAUAACAAAGAACUAAUACUAUAUAUUUACAUCUAAAGUUGAGUAUCCAUGAUCAAAGUCCAGUUUUGGUUCCUUUGUCCUAGUUAAUAGUGAGAUUAAAUUUAUACGCUCAUGCUUAUUCUUGUGUGUAACAAUUUCAUACAGAAGUGUUCGUUGAUUGGUAAAACUGUAAUGCUGUAUUGUGGUGAACUUGUGUUUUAAGGGUUACACUGAAAAAUUUAAUCUGUUUUAGCUUGAAGAAGGGAUUGCUUAAUGAAACAGAUGCAUUUUUGAGAUCUUG